CUAUGGUCAUAGCAACAGCCAGAAAGCUGCAUAUCAAAACCGCAAACUGCCGCCUGCGAGUAGUGGGAGCAAACUCAUGUCCGCCCGGAGCAUCCGCUGGACGCAUCUCAAUCGCAGUUUCAGCUCCAUGAUCAUGGCCUCUACGCUCACCACGUUGGAGCGAGAUAGCCGCCCCAGGGAACUGGAUAUUGGGCAUCGUGCUGUUCGCAGCAGUGGUACGGAGCGGAAGCGCAGCCUGUUGUGCCGGGUAUGUUUCUCUGAUGGUUGCCUUGUGCUGUACCAUUGGAACUGCCGAGGCAGAUGCGUUGCUAGCUUAGCUGUUCACCUGGGUCUGCCUGCCUGCUGCUGCCACUGCGCACUCUAGGUGACUCGAGCUGCAGGUUGGCUGUUCUCGUAUUGCUCCUUCACGUCAACAGCCGAUCACAAAUGCAUUAUGGCUUGCCCUACUCGCCCGGACGCCUCGAAGGGGAGUGACAUACUCCGUACCCUGUACUCCGUUCCUACUCCGUGUACAGGAGGCUGAAGUUGCUGUAACCAGAGAGCCAUGUAGGGCUCUCGAUGAGUUAGCUAACUAGUUAACUAAGUUAUAUUUUUCCUUCUCGGAGUUAGUUCCGGUUGCUAUUAAUAAUUAGGUAGUUAUGGCGAGUUAGCCAGAACCUCGUUGCCGGCGAUGUUGUUGUUAGGUUUCUUUCUCCCUCUCGGUGGUCGACUUCACAUCCCCGAAUGGCCGGUAGAAGACGAGCAGACACGGAAGAUUCCCUGCAUGUCGGCCGUGUCGUUCCCCGGAAACUCUAGAAUAGUGAGCCAUGAUCAACAUCCAAACUCUGGGUCGCCAGCGAGUUAGUCUGAGAUUGCUAACAUCCUUGUAGCUGGCCAGGCAAGGCAAACGCGGGUUGAGCGGGCUCUGGGCUAUGGUGAACGCUUGCCAUCUCUAUCUCUCUUUGUUCCGCCACAUGGAGUAUGGACGGAUUCCAUCAUCUCUGAAGCUCGGCACUCGUUUGGUGCUGCUGCUGUGUGGCUGUAUGCCAACUAUAGUGUGAGUUUCACUUCCAUGCGCAAAACAGGGCUGUUGCUUGCUUUUGCCUCCUCUCUUUCUCUUCUCUUUUCUUUUUGCUUCCCAUUAUUUUAUAUGGACAGAAGAUAAGGGUGGAGAAAAGGAAAAAGUCGAAAAGAGAAAAGAGAGAAGGCCAACGGCCAGUUUGUCUGCCGUUCUGGCCGAAAAUUUGCAAAGGAUGUCACGUUGCUUCGAUUGAUUUCCCUGCAGUAUUCCAUGAGAAAGGCCGGGGUUAAUCUUCAUUCCAUAUCCGCGGCUCUGCACAUGCAAGGAGUUCUCUCAUCUAUCCUGGUAUAAAGACAACCAUCAUCAAAUGGACGGGAUUGUCGGCGUUUUGAUAUCGCCCAGCAGUCGUUCCAGGUUUGGAGGCCUGAACCAUCCCCAAAGAUGCGGAAUAUAUCCGCUGGGAUGUGACCGCCGUACAAGGCCAACGCCAGACACUAUCUUGUCCUUGGGCUGAUCUAGAACUGAUUAUACAGCACGAUGCCUUUGUCCAGUGCUAUGACCUUCUCAUACCCGGGGCUGAGAGCGAAUUCAGCUCCCUUUCCGUAGAAUCGCAUGUCACCGGAUAUGCAUCCUUCGUACCUGCUGACGACACAUCAGAGGUGUCAACCGGCCUAUUUUCUUCGUUUUCCAUUAUCCAAUAUACCAGAAUUGGCGUAACAAACGUUCCUUGUCCAGACUAGAAACGCCUUAUGCACCAUUUUGAGGGGGUUGCAUGCCGCAGAGCGCUUUUAGUGCAGGGUUGUUAGUUGGGCUUUAACCCCGAUUCCGAACCGUCCCACCACCCAUCCCCUCCUUAGUCCGGCAGCUAAUGAUGGGAUCGUGGCAUGAAUCUGCUGUGAAGUCUGUCGAAUGAUUUCUCCCUCUCCUGUUUCUUAGCUCGGCGCUAUACUACCACAAACAAGCUGGAGUUGUUGCGAACGCCUAUUCAGAAACCAUAGGCCAAUCAACCGAUAACUACCCCCCUGCGGCGAUUGGGCUUGUUCCGUUGUAGCAAGCGAGAGCACUCGUACUUCUCUUAAGAUAGGAGGGCUGAUAUCGCUUGACCACCUUGGUAAAAGCUGGGAUGAAGUGUGAUACAUGUUUGCGAAGAGACUUGUUUGUCGACAGGCUGAUACAUCCGGGGACGACAGUUUCUUAUUGGCCGUCAACUGCCGGAAGGGAGACCUAAACGGAUGUAUACGUGGCCUAUCAGUGGUGUCAGUAGGAUGUCCAUAUGGUAUGAUUGGACGGAGGUGAAUAAUAACGAACCAGAAAAUCUGCCCCCCAUGUAUCGGGGUUUGUGGAAUGCAUGAACAUGCAAUGUCUCCGUAUAGCUACAGGUGAGCUGUGUAUUGUAUACCGCGGGCUCCGUAUCUUCAUACAUGAUGGGGGCUUCCCCAUUGGAACCGGCUCAAGUAAUAUUGCUUUUUCUGGCCUUCCUGCACCGCUUAAUUCCAUGUCGAAAUUAAAAUCUGGUUCAAAUACACGCGCUACUCAACCGUAUACAUGCUGGGUGCAGGAGUAUCGUAGACGUCAUUGGUUUUUAUAUCCCAGCACUCUGGCUCAUGCAGACGCAGGUAACAUUGAUCCCCGACGAAGAUACCCAAUUCCACCCCGUAGAUCCCAGCAAUAUGGGCAAUUACCAGUCCAUUUUUGUAAGCGCCACUUCCUGGAAGCCAUUAGGAAGAUGUUUUGGUGAGCUUUCUCAGCAGCCAAUCCGAUCGACACGGUGAUCUUUUUUGGCGGCUAGGCUUAAAGUCUUGAGAAGAGGGGUGGAGGAGGAACAGGGUUGGAAGCAUUAGUGGCAUAUAACCUGCUAUUACAGCUUCCUUCUACCUUGAUGGUGUAUGGUGUUCUUGGGAUGAAGGCUUUGUUUGGUCUUUAGAUAGUUACGCCAGUAUCCGCUUCCCAGUGAAUUGCUUUCAUUCGGAGGACCAUGUCCUUCCGAACACCCUCUAGCUUUGCUCGGUAUCCCCGGGCUCCAUAAAUCAUGCAGGAAUUAGAGCCCUGACCUCCCGCAACUCAAUCUUGCCAUUACGGAAGCAAGAAAUUGACUAGCUGCCUACUAGAACGUUAGUGGGGAUAUUUGCAAGCCAGCAUCCGUCCAUGCGUAACUUCGGCCUCUGGUUAUAUAACAUGGUAACUAAGUUGCAGUAACCUUGGGUCUGUCGUGGGACGUUAUUUAUAAGCCUGUGACUUGGGUCAGAGGGGGGUAUCCGGCGUCAGGGAUGGCAAAGAGGGACAUACAU
Molecule: messenger RNA, 3288 nt
Organism: Trichophyton rubrum CBS 118892
Lineage: Eukaryota; Fungi; Ascomycota; Eurotiomycetes; Onygenales; Arthrodermataceae
Exons: 1
Coding region: 2349-2738 (129 amino acids)
Source: RefSeq, a predicted model, not a curated record